AUGACUACAAAUAAAGUCUCACCAAUAAUUACCAAAGAUACACUUAAAACAAUUUUUGAUAAUAUAUCAGAAAAUGAAUUAUUUGUUUGUUCACUUUGUGCAUGUAUGUGUACAAAUCAAAAUAAACAUCAAUUAGUAUCAACAAAAUGUGGUCAUUUAUUUGGAAAAAAUUGUAUACGAAAAAGAUUAAAAGAAACAGGACAAUGUCCAUUAUGUUUGAAACAAUUAGAAACACGUCGUGAUAAACAAUUACGUACAAUGUGUUUAUCAAGUGUUGUUACAAUAUUUCCAUUUGAAAUCUCUCAAAUGAGAGAUGAACGUAAACAACUACGAAUUCGUUUAAAUGAAAUAAAUAAACGGCUUGAACGAGCAAAACUUAAAUUGAAUAGUAAUAAAAAACGUUUACAAAUAAUUAAUAAGAAAAUACUUAAAAAAUGUAAACAUAUUAAGAAUAUUUAA
Adineta steineri is the source of this 459-nucleotide messenger RNA. The record is from the annotation of a GenBank genome assembly. Lineage: Eukaryota; Metazoa; Rotifera; Eurotatoria; Adinetida; Adinetidae.